This is a messenger RNA of Rotaria sordida, 426 nucleotides long. The record is from the annotation of a GenBank genome assembly. Lineage: Eukaryota; Metazoa; Rotifera; Eurotatoria; Philodinida; Philodinidae.
AUGAAAGUUAUUCAUCAAAUUUUAUUGCAAUUAAACGAUAAUCAAACAUAUAAUGGUCUUUCUCGAAUAGCAACUGCAGGAGAUUGUAAUCCUGCUACAGCUCAACUGCAAGAGCUUUAUGAAAUGCUCCAUAUCUUAUCAGGUGGCAUCGAAACAUUGAAUGAUGAUCAACAACGUCUAAGCAAUGAAUCACUUCGAAUUCAGGCAGCACUUCCAACAUUGACAGAGAUAUUAUCGAAAGUUAAACUAUCCAUUGAAGAAUCGAAUGCUUGUCUAGAAGGAAUGAAACACAAUCAAGACAUCCUGAAUCAAGAUUUGACAUCAUUGCAAGAAAAAAUCAAUGAUUUACAAUAUAUUUCAUAUGAUGGAACAUUGGUAUGGAAAAUUACAAAUGUUAAAGAGAAAAUAAGUAAGUUUAACAACUAA